AUGGACCACUUUCCACGCUUGCGCCGCAACAAAAAGGAUGCCGCGACCCCUGUUCAAGCGUCGCACAAGGCUGACACGUCGGGCAAGAAAACACCGCCUCCGGGGGGCCUCCAGCCCAGCGCGCCAUCACGACCCAGCCAGAAGCUGAGCCCGUUUCGCGGCUUCCACCUGCGCUCGUCACACAAGCGCGCACGCGACUCCCCUCCGGCAUCGCUGCCUCACCCACCAGCUACUAUUGCCGGGGCCGAUCAUGACGCUGCCACAGCACGACCGGCGCCGCCUUAUGCGCCCGCCAUGGAAAACACGGGCGAGACAGCCACAACCUCCGGAUCCUCGGGGCCGCCGAAGAUGCCGGCGUUUCUAGAGUUGAGCGAGCAGGGUGGCUUUCCGUUAACUCAUACCGAAACUUCUACAGAGAUCGAGUCCAAGUUCCAGGAGCUGCUCUGGCUGGAGCGUAAUCGCCUGCUUCAAUCGGUGCAGAACCAGUCACCCGACUUCCGCUGGGCGCGCGUGACCGGCCCUCACCUGAAGCCGCUAGAUCGCUACAUGAACAUACAACCGUGGAAUAACAACCGAGUGAAGCUCCAGGUCCCUCACGGCCACGUCGACUACAUUAACGCGUCGCCCAUCGUCCUGACCCCGACGGCUGCCCGAAGCAGCACGACUGAGGAUGCGAGCGCGCAGCUUGACAGGUACAUUGCCAUGCAGGGCCCGAAACAGGCGUCGGCAGAUCACGUAUGGCGCAUGGUCGUUGAACAGAUGGAGAGCCCUGGGGUUAUCGUCAUGUUGACCGAGACGCACGAGUCGAACGUUGAGAAAUGCUUCCAGUAUUUCCCCCGGCGGAAGGAGGACCCGCCCAUGGAAAUCAACAGCCGCGAUGAGUUUGGCGACGGCUUCAUGGCAACGGUACGGUGCGAAGAGAUUGAGGAAACACCAGCCGGCGAUGCGAUCGAAUUACGGAAGCUUGUCGUCCAAGUGGUGUCCCGUGGCAAUAGGCCAACUACUGGGGGAAGCACCAACGGUACGGCCACCGGAAAUGGCACGGCGACCACAGCCACCCCUGAGCCGAUGGCUCGCGACCAAGACCUUGACGUGAAGAUGAAGUCCCCCACGGUAGACGUCCCCCCCGAAGGAGCGGCGGGACUGGGUUCCCGGUACGAAGACUCUCGCGAACCCGAUGAGGCUCAACGGAGGAAUGGUGGCGAAGCAGAAGAACGGAUCAUCUGGCAUUUCCUCUUCAAGGAGUGGCCCGACUUUGGCGUCCCUAACCUGGCGAAUCUCGACAACUUCUUCACGCUAAUGCGGCUGUCCCGCGAGAAGAACAGCAGCCCCAGCAACCCGCGCAUCGUCCACUGCAGCGCAGGUGUGGGCCGGAGCGGAACGUUCAUCGCACUGGAGCACCUAAUUCGGGAGUUGAAUGCCGGCGCCCUCGAGCACUGUGACGACCUACACGCGGCGCCAAUGCCCCCAAGGUCAGGGUCGGAUUUCGAGGGCGAUGAUGGCCCAGACAAGGGAGAGGAGGCUGACGACCCCAUCUUCAACACGGUCAACCAGCUCCGCGAACAGCGGCGCACCAUGGUGCAGGCCGAGUCACAGUACCUGUUCAUCUACCAGGUCAUGCGAAAGCUCUGGCAAGACAAGUACAAUGACGGGGAACCCGCAGCUAAGAGACUGGAGGUGGGGGGGGGGGGGGGGGGACGAAGGUUGAAACGGCAGGCGCCCUCACCUGAGCGAAGCGUCACAGAACGAACAGACGCAGCGGCAGACAAGACCAGGGUUAUCUGGACGGGUAAUCUUAACCCGUAA
Messenger RNA from Phialemonium atrogriseum, 1806 nucleotides. Its product is annotated as tyrosine-protein phosphatase 1. Gene Ontology annotation, molecular function: protein tyrosine phosphatase activity. The transcript has 4 exons. Bases 1 to 1806 code for a protein of 601 amino acids. The record is from RefSeq and is a predicted model, not a curated record. Gene Ontology annotation, biological process: protein dephosphorylation. Lineage: Eukaryota; Fungi; Ascomycota; Sordariomycetes; Cephalothecales; Cephalothecaceae.